AUGUCUCUUUACCCGUUUUUCGAUCCUAAACAUCUUUCAUAUAUGGGAGAAUAUAUGAGGGAUUAUAUGCCAGUUGCUACUAACUACGAUCCACCAACUUCAUCUUUGAAUGCUGAUAUCGUCAACACUGAUGAAAAAUUCUCAGUGAACCUGAACGUCUCCCAAUUUAAGCCAGACGAAUUGAAAAUCAAUUUGGACGGAAGAAAACUGUCAAUUCAAGGGGAACAAGAUGUUGUCACAGAUCAUGGAAAAUCUGCGAAAUCCUUCUCUCGUGUCAUCGUACUUCCAGAAGACGUUGACGUCGCUUCUGUAGCCUCCAGUCUAUCGGACGAUGGGAAAUUGUCCAUUGAAGCUCCGAAAUUGAUUCCAGUUCCUGGAAGAUCCAUUCCAAUUCGAAAGAUGCCAGCAAUUGACCAGCAGAAGUAUUAA
This is a messenger RNA of Caenorhabditis briggsae, 429 nucleotides long. Gene Ontology annotation, molecular function: protein folding chaperone. Gene Ontology annotation, biological process: response to heat; protein refolding; IRE1-mediated unfolded protein response. The record is from RefSeq and is a predicted model, not a curated record. NCBI's taxonomy places the organism in Eukaryota, Metazoa, Nematoda, Chromadorea, Rhabditida, Rhabditidae. The transcript has 2 exons. The coding region runs from base 1 to 429 and encodes 142 amino acids.